This is a messenger RNA of Mytilus trossulus (common blue mussel), 2779 nucleotides long. RefSeq names its product protein aurora borealis-like. Gene Ontology annotation, biological process: activation of protein kinase activity; regulation of mitotic spindle organization; regulation of mitotic nuclear division. Gene Ontology annotation, molecular function: protein kinase binding. The coding region runs from base 143 to 2548 and encodes 801 amino acids. Lineage: Eukaryota; Metazoa; Mollusca; Bivalvia; Mytilida; Mytilidae. Gene Ontology annotation, cellular component: cytoplasm; nucleus. The transcript is spliced from 13 exons. The record is from RefSeq and is a predicted model, not a curated record.
UUCUCAAAACCGGAAAAAUGUUUUUAUUGGUGUUGCAGAGGCGGGUAUUUGAAACUUCAUUUGUACACACUCUGCAAGCCUGAACAUGUCUUGUUUAUAUACACUACGAAACAUGCAAAGAGAAGAUUAAAAUAAAAAGAAAAUGGAUUCUGAUGUUUCAUCACCGGUUAAGCCUUUACAGACCCCAAGUAAAGGUCUUAAUAAUAUAGAGAUGAUGUGCAGUCCCAUUGCAUGUGCAAGGUCAAGGACUCCUGGAAGUUCUACUAAAAAAUUAGGUCAUCCUUUGAUGAUGUCCAGCCCAAGUCCAGCUCAUAAAUUACCUGGCAGUAGUACUAGAAAUGAAUUAUACCUCAAAAGUGUGCUGAGUCCAUAUCACAAAAACUACAACCCUCUGUCUGCCACUCCCACAGGGUUCACUCCAAUGUAUAGAACACCAGGAAGAAAUAUUGGUAGUAGUCCUAUUGUCAAGGAGACACUAGAAACAGCCAAACAACAUCAUUUUGUCACACCUAAUAGACUUGGGCCAAAAAAUCCAUUUGAAUAUGAGGUGGAACAUUUAGAAGGCAAUGUCUUUAUGAGUCCUGGUGUAUUCUCUCUGCCAGGAUCAACUCCUGCUUCUGAUGAAAAGAAAGCCUUCAGAUGGUCUAUAGAACAUUUAGCUGUCCUUCAUCCUGCAGAUAUUGAUGAAAUGCCACAUCAACAAGAUCCACAUCAUGGACAUGACAGAGAAACAGAAGAGAAAGCACAAAGAGCCAUAGAUACCUUUUUCAGCAAUAAUCUUGUUGUCCCUUCUCCUGCAACAGGACUAAAAGCAGCUCCUAGUUCAGGUCAGAGGCUAGGAUGUUUGCCUGAAGAAUUGCAAGGUUCAAUAAAGAAGCAGUUACCAGGAACAGUUCAUGUAGACAACAAAAAAGAAGUAUCUUGUCAAACAAUGCUGUCAUUGCCUGUGGAUUUUGACAUUAACAAAGUUUUAGGUCAGUUUUUACAGAAUCAGCCUGGGCAAGAUGACAAUCCAGAAAUGUUGAGCACAUCUUCACUAAGAAGAAAACUUUUCUUCCAGGGAGAUAACUCUGGAGUUGCUAUUAGUCCUGUCAAAGUGUUUUUAGGUAAAGAUGAAUCAAGAUUAGCUGGUGGUUGUGCUUCACCAGCCAUUCUGUCUUCUAAAACUCCACAGAAAACAGAGAACCAUGCUACUCCACUUAAAACUCCUUCAAGGAAUCAGUUUUCUUCUAGUCCUAUUAAGAAUGUAAGAGAUUUACAUACACCACUGUAUAAAAGGACACCAGGUGAAAAUUUUCUGGACAACCUUGACUUCUCACCUAUAGUCCACGGUCAUCUGUCUCGAGUUAGAUCAUCAGGAUUAUUUAAUCCACAUAAUGGCAGUUUUGUAGAAGAUGAAUAUUCUCCUAUUAAAGAUGAACAUUUAGCUAGACCACUGGAAAGUCCAGAGAUAUCACCAAUCAAACCAGCAGUGUUACUGAAGACACCGUCCAUAUCUAACAGUGCUAUAAAACCGUCCUUCCAUAGUCCGGGUGUGUCACCGAUAGCUGUUGCAUCACCUGUUUUGUCCCCGCCACAUGAUGGAUCAUUUAUACAGACUCAUGAAUGUUCACCUGAUGAUUCUGAUGAGGAUAUGAAAACUCCUUUACCUGCUGAGGUUAAUGAAGAUAAAUUAAAAAAGGCGGAAUCAUGUCGGAAAGUAUCAACUCUGGGUCGCCAUAGACAGAGGAAUAUAUUCCCAGAAUUUGACGACACAGCAAUGGACUUUGAACCUGUGCCUAUUCAUAAAAACUUGAGAUUUGCUGAUGUUGAUGAUAUAAAAACAUCAAGUUUACUAGUCAAUCGUGAUACCUCUUUCGGUGAUAUGGAAUUAACCAAUGAUAAUGUAAUUCAGCCAAACUCCACCAGUCAGGAUACAGGUUAUCAAACAACUAGCUUACAAAUGACCAGUCAGGACACAGCUAGUGGGUCAGCCUCAAAUUUGACUAAUCAUUUUCCAGUUAACUCAACUGGUAUUUCAAACUCUGAUGUUGUAUUUUAUGGGCGACCAUCUACAGUGUUUUCAGAUAUACAGCAUACAAAUUUAACAGCUCAGUUUGGCUCUUUGCCAACAAAUUCUUUUUAUUAUGAGGGUGAUAGUGUAUUAGACUGUAAUGAUCACCCUAUGUCUAGUCCCAAGGAAAAUUUAGUACACCAUAUCUUAGAUAUAACAAAUCCAGAAAAGUUUGGCCAUGGACCUUAUUCAGAAGAAGAGAUUAUAGAUAGAGCAAGGAAAGUUUUACAGCUAGCCAAUGAAAUGUAUCCAGAGUCAAAUCAAAGUAAUGAAAGAGAAGUACAAGAUAUUUGUGAUAAAACAGGGUUAUCUACCUUGCAUGAGCUAGAAACAAUUGUAUCACCAGAAAAGGGUAUCUAUACCCAAGUGCCUUUUAAAUCAGCCAGUGAUCAAGCAAUGGAGAUUUUACGUCGAGCAGGAGAAGACCUGGCUAAAUUUGGACAUUUAUUAUCAUCAAUCAAAGCUUCAGCAGAGAAAAGUAUUCUGAACUUAUGAUAGUUAUUGUAUAGUCAAUCUUCUAUGCCUUACCUUAUCAGUAUUUUAUUGUUACAAAAAUCUGAUGUGAUUUUGUUUUUAUUUGAAAGAUAACUACAUCAUGAACAUGUAGUUUGUAUUUACACUGUGGUCAAUUUCCAGAAAUCCUAUGUAAUAGAUAAAUACUUGUUUACUUGACUAAGAUUAAUUUGGCUCAUUAAUUUUCAUAGAGAUACAUGUAUGACAUAAGAC